Molecule: messenger RNA, 1108 nt
Organism: Zeugodacus cucurbitae (melon fly)
Lineage: Eukaryota; Metazoa; Arthropoda; Insecta; Diptera; Tephritidae
Gene: Debcl
Product: bcl-2-related ovarian killer protein homolog B
Exons: 3
Coding region: 7-942 (311 amino acids)
Biological process (GO): intrinsic apoptotic signaling pathway in response to DNA damage; extrinsic apoptotic signaling pathway in absence of ligand; regulation of apoptotic process
Cellular component (GO): mitochondrial outer membrane
Molecular function (GO): protein homodimerization activity; protein heterodimerization activity
Source: RefSeq, a predicted model, not a curated record
UCACAAAUGCCUUCGCCAAAUUUAAAACAACAGCAAACAACACCUCCACCGCCACCCCCAGCUCUCUUACAACAACAACUCUCAUAUCCGAAUCACCAUCAACCGCAGCAACAGAAAAGCUACUUUACGAAAAAUAAGAAAUUAUCAACGAAAUUGAAAUCUUCCUCGUUGGAUAAUGAUAUUUUUCUACAAAAUCGCAAGAACAACAAUCAAAGCAGCUCGGAUUGGCUUUUGCCACCGCAUGGUUGUGCCACAAUACCACGUGCCGCAUCCACUAACUCAUUGGCGAGCACUGUGACGGCCAGCAAUUAUCAGGAGUAUAAAGCGGAAAUUAUCAAUCAGGGAAAAUGCCUUUGCGGCCAAUACAUUCGUGCGCGACUACGACGAGCUGGCGUGCUGAAUCGCAAAGCCACACAACGAUUGCGCACCAUAUUGGAGCCCUCUUCGGCUGUGGUGUAUGAAGUAUUCCCAGCAUUGAAUAGCAUGGGUGAGGAGUUGGAACGUAUGCAUCCGCGUGUCUACACGAAUAUCUCACGGCAGCUAUCACGUGCGCCCUACGGUGAACUGGUCGACGGAGAUACGGCGCCAAUGUUGCUCAAUUUGGUUGCCAAAGAUUUAUUUCGUUCGAAUAUAACGUGGGGUAAAAUAAUCUCCAUAUUUGCAGUGUGUGGCGGCUUUGCCAUCGACUGUGUACGUCAGGGACAUUAUGAGUAUCUGCAAUUGUUGGUGGACGGCAUUGCUGAGAUAAUUGAGGAUGAUUUGGUGCCGUGGCUGGUCGAUCACGGUGGUUGGUUGGGUUUGCAACAACACAUACGUCCACAUGAGGGCCACUUUUCAUUCCUGGGCUUGUUGACACUUUUCGUCGCCGUAUCCUCAGGUGUUUAUGUUGUCACUAAUGUGGCCAAACAUAUUGGUUGUCACUUAUAUUCCUUGCUGUUUUGACAGCAAACGCUGUACGGGAUUUGGGAAAUCUAGAAAUUAGGAAAUUAAUACGAAAUCUGUCUGUAAAUGUAUGUUUGUAGAUAGUUGAAAACGCUUAGCGUCUUAUUUUGUGGCAAUAAUAUUAUAGGAUUUUUCUUUCAUUUUUAUUGACAUUUACCAUAAAAAU